Saprolegnia diclina VS20 is the source of this 3790-nucleotide messenger RNA. RefSeq lists its product as hypothetical. Gene Ontology annotation, biological process: transmembrane transport. Gene Ontology annotation, cellular component: membrane. Bases 4 to 3741 code for a protein of 1245 amino acids. The transcript has a single exon. The record is from RefSeq and is a predicted model, not a curated record. Gene Ontology annotation, molecular function: ABC-type transporter activity; ATP binding; ATP hydrolysis activity. Lineage: Eukaryota; Oomycota; Saprolegniomycetes; Saprolegniales; Saprolegniaceae.
CCGAUGGCAACAACAACGCCGUACGUGAGCCUCGAGAAGACCCGGCAUCCCGUCGAGACAGCCGGCGCUGCGUCCAUGGCCACCAUGGCAUGGCUCGACCCGCUCAUCCGCCGCGGCGCGCGGACGCCGCUCAACGAGGCCGACGUCUGGCCGCUCUGCCAAGUGGACACGGCCGCCGCCGUCCACGAUCGCUUCCAAGAGCAGUGGCAGCUCGAGCGCCAAGCGAUUGCGCCUGCUUUGCACAAGGCCAUUUGGCGCACGUUUCGACGCGAGAUCCUAUCGACGAUUGGCUUGUACCUCGUCUCGGCGGGCCUCACGCUGCUCCAGCCCUGGGUCAUCAAGUCGAUCCUCGAGUACCUCCAGGCGCCACCCGGGAACGUGGUCACAAGCUUGGGCAUCUCGUCGGGCUACGGCCUUGCUGGUCUUCUCGCAGGUCUCUCGAUCGUUUCGAUCGCGUGCGCGGACUAUGCGCAGUACAUUGCGGCGCACAUUGGCUGCAACGUCAAGACGAUCUUUGUCGACAGCGUCUAUCUCCACACGCUAUCGCUCUCGAGCACCUCCAAGCAGCAGGUCUCGUCCGGCGACGUGGUCGCCAUGGCCACGAUCGACGCAGAGAAGAUGCUCCAGGGAUUCUGGCUCGGCUUUUGGUCGCUCGUCGCCCCGUUGAUGCUGCUCGUCAUCAUGCUUCUUAUCGGCGUCGAGCUUGGCGUCGCGACGGGCCUCAUUGGGGGCGGGUUCAUGCUGCUCUUCAUGGUUGCCGGGUACCUCUCGGGCACGCGCGUCGGCGCUGUGAAGCGACGCCUUCUCAGCGUCCAGGCGGAGCGCGUCAAGCUCAUGAACGAAGUGCUCCAAGGCAUCCGCGUCGUCAAGCUCUACGCGUGGGAGAAGGACUUGGAAGCGCACAUUUCCGCAGUCCGCGCCCGCGAGUUUGAGCUCAUCAAGACCUUCCAAGCGCUCCGUGUGCUCAACACCGUGACGCUCUUUGCGGCGCCCUUGGUGACCAUGGCGGUCGUCUGGGUCUCGUACAUUGGGCUUGGCCACACCAUGGACCCGACCAAAGCGUUUACUGUCAUGGCGCUUCUCAACGCCGCGCUGCUGCCAUGCACCAUCUUCUCGAAUGCCGUCAUGUACGCCUCGGAAGCCUACGCGUCCUCGCAGCGCGUCAACAAGUUCUUGCUGCUCGAUUCGAUGCCGCCGGCGCAGCUAACUCCAGCGACGAGUGCCGCACACGUCUCGCUGCGUGACGCGGCCUUUGCGUGGGAAGACUCUUCGCCGGUGCUCCACGACCUGCAGCUCGAGCUGCAUGGACCGUCUCUGACGGUGCUCGUCGGGCCUGUUGGCAGCGGCAAGUCGAGUCUCGUGCAGGCCAUCUUGGGCGAGAUGCACCAGCUCCACGGCACCCGUGACGUCGCCGGCAACGUGGCGUACGCGAGCCAAGAAGCGUGGAUCCAACAUGACUCGCUGCGCAACAACAUCCUCUUUGCAGACGUCUAUGAUGCAACCAAGUACAAUGCAGUGCUCGACGCGUGCCAGCUCCGCGCCGACCUGGCCAUGCUACCGGACGGCGACGCGACCGAGAUUGGCGAGCGCGGUAUCAACUUGAGUGGCGGCCAAAAGGCGCGCGUCGCAUUGGCGCGCGCCUUGUACAAAACGAACGCGGACCUCGUGCUGCUCGACGAUCCGCUGAGCGCCCUCGACGUCCAUGUCGCCAGCGCCGUCUUCACCGACGGACUCACGCGCCUCCUUGAACACAAGACGACGCUUCUCGUGCUCAACAGCCACUAUCACCUUCUUGCCCACGCCGACCGCAUCCUCGUGCUGGACCACGGACGCAUCGUCGCCGACGGCUCGUACGCCGACGUCAUGGCAACGUGUCCGCACUUGGUGACGAAUGGUAUGACAAUGACGACGUCAUCCCCCGAGACACCGGCCACCGCAGCGACUGUCGCACCGGACACCGUGGCAAAACCAACGACGUCUGGUGGUCUUGUGGCUCAAGAGGAGCGGGCGAUCGGCGCCGUCUCGGUCGCUACGUACGUCAAGUACUUUGGCGCGAGCGGCUGGAACGGGCGGUACGUCGGGGCAUCCGUGCUGCUGAGCUACCUCGUGUGCCAAGGCGUCGUCGUCAGUGGGGACUUGUACCUCUCGCACUGGUCCAACGCGCCCUUGCGGGCGUCGAGCGUCGCGUCGAGUUGGUCGUACGCAAGCAUCAUAUUAGCAGCUGUUUUGCUCGUGUGGGGCCGCAGCAUGUACGCCCUCUUUGUGGCCCAGCGCUGCUCGCAGUCGUUGCACACGCGUCUCUUCCGCAAGGUCCUCUCGCUCUCAGUGCCAACGUUCUUUGACGUGACGCCGAUCGGUCGGAUUCUGAACCGGUUCUCGACGGACCUCGACCUCCUCGACUCGCAAGUGCCCUUCUACGGCUUUAUGCUGCUCCAGUUCGUCUUCCAGAUCCUCGCCGUGUUGCUCGUGUGCGGCGCGACAACGCCCUACGUCAUUAUCUUGUACCCGGUCAUGCUCGUUGCGUUCUACAAGGUGCUGCAGUACUUCAACCCGACGGCGAGUGCGCUCAAGCGACUCGAGAGCGUCACGCGGUCGCCGCUGGUCACGAGCAUCUCGGAGACGCUGCACGGUCUCUCGACGAUCCGCGCGUUCAACUUGGCGCCGACCUUCCUGACCACGCAUCGACGCAAGCUGGACCACCACAUGCAGUUCUUCUCGACCUUCUACAUGGCCCGUGCGUGGUUUCAGAUGCGCCUCGAUUGGCUCUCGGCCGCCAUCAUCGUCGUUGUCGCCUUCCUCUGCAUCGGUCUCCAGACGUCGCUGGGCGUCGUCUCGGCCGGCCUCUCGCUCACGUACGCUGCGCAGCUCUCGGCGUUCCUCUCGAAAUGCGCCAUGUUCUACAACAACGUCGAUACGAUGAUGACGUCGGUCGAGCGGCUCGCGUUCUACGACGGCCUCGAGAGCGAAGACGACGCGGCGACGACGGUGCCAGCCCCGGAUAUGUGGCCAACCCACCCGACGAUCGCCUUUGAGAACGUUGGGAUGCGGUACCGGGCGCACCUUCCGCGGGUGCUGACCGAUGUGCAUGUCACGGUCGCUGCCAAGGACAAGAUUGGCAUUUGCGGCCGGACCGGGUCGGGUAAGAGUUCGCUCAUUAGCGCGCUCUUCCGCCUCGUACCGACUGACGCGGGCGUGAUCCGCAUCGACGGCGUCAACAUUGCCCAACUGCCCGUCCAGCAGCUGCGGUCCAAGCUCACCAUCAUCCCGCAAGACCCGGUGCUCUUCUCGGGGUCGCUGCGCUUCAACUUGGACCCGUCGGGGACGGCGUCCGAUGCGGAGCUCUACAGCGCGCUCAAGCGCGUGCAGUUGGCCUCGUACGUGGCGACGCGGGGCGGGCUGGAGAUGACAGUGACCGAGAAAGGCGGCAACCUCUCGGUGGGCCAGCGACAGCUGCUCUGCAUCGCGCGCGCGCUGCUGCGCGACACCAAGAUCGUCGUGCUGGACGAAGCGACGGCCAACGUCGACAUCGAGUCGGACAAGCUCAUUCAAGACGCGGUGCGGACGUGCUUUGCAGAGAUGACGCUGCUCGUAAUCGCGCAUCGCCUCGAGACCAUCCUGCACUGCGACAAGAUCCUGCUGCUUGACCAAGGCCGCGUGCUCGAGUACGACACACCGACGAACCUUCUCGCGAUUGACGGCGGCGCGUUCCAAGGCCUCAUGCAGCAAGCUGGCCUCGCAUAGUCCAUACCUAGUGUCUCUUGCUGGUCAAUACUAGUCCCUUCGCUUGUGA